GACUGGCAAAGGGAAUGCUUGUCGGAUCAGCGCCUUCGACGAGGCUCAAAUUGCGUAAUUUGUCUACCCACGGGAAGUGGUAAAACUUUGAUAGCUGAAGUCCUAAUGCUGCGAGAGGCAAUUGUAAAUAAGAAGAGCUCGAUUCUUGUACUGCCUUAUGUAGCUAUAGUUCAAGAAAAGAUUGCAUCUUUGUCUGUUUUCGAGGAAGCCUUUGGCAUCAGGAUAGAAGAAUAUGCGGCUAACAAAGGUAGAAUUCCACCCAUAAAACGCAGAAGAGACGUUUCUAUAUAUGUAGCGACAAUAGAAAAGGCGAAUAGUCUACUAAAUUCGCUGAUCGAGUCUUCUGAAAUUGACCGCAUUGGCCUAGUGGUAGUAGAUGAACUUCACAUGAUUGGGGAUGGAAGUCGUGGCACAAUCAUUGAACAAUUGUUGUGCAAGUACUUGACAAAGGGUGAGCUUCCUUUGAUAAAUUACACAUGCAUGGGGUGA
Molecule: messenger RNA, 489 nt
Organism: Cylicostephanus goldi
Lineage: Eukaryota; Metazoa; Nematoda; Chromadorea; Rhabditida; Strongylidae
Source: the annotation of a GenBank genome assembly